AUGCUGGUCCUAGCCAAUUCGUUAUCGAGAAACGUAAAGUCGAGUUGGGAUGCCGACGGUGAUAGCUUAGAACGCGAAACGGAACUGCAUGUAAAAGUAGUAGUCGAUUCCUUACCUGCCACGGAGUGCAUGCUGGAAAGAAUCAAAACCGAGCAAGAAUGCGAUCAUGUUUGUAAAUCGCUUAAGAAGUAUUGUAUGCAUGGAUGGCCAGAGCGCGGCAAAUUGUCAAAUGAGCUACGUCCCUAUUAUCCGUUCAAAGAGAACGUCUCUUACGCGGAGGGUUAUGUAUUGUACAAUUCAAGGCUUGUUAUACCUCCGUCGCUUCAGUUAGACAUCAUUAACAAAGUCCAUCAAGGCCACUUAGGCAUGGGUAAAUGUCGCGAAAGAGCCAAGCAAUCCGUUUGGUGGCUAGGGCUCAGUACACAGUCAAAAAAUUUGAUUGAAAACUGUCCGCGGUGUGGAGAAGAAAGAACUAAUCACAAAGAAAGGUUCGUGUCAGAGGAGUUCCCGAGCCGUCCGUGGCAAAGGGUCUCCACAGAUUUAUUCAAUCAUAAUCAAUGGUACCUGAUCUUGACAGACUACUAUACUCGAUAUAUAGAGGUCCAAAGCCUAAAAUCAAUGACAGAGUUAGAUAUAAUAAGAUUUUGUAAAAUGAUUUUCGCGCGGUUCGGGAUACCGGAAGUCGUUCGUAGCGACAACGGCCUACAGUUCGCAUCGGAAUUUAAGAAGUUUGCAAGCAGUUACGAUUUCAGGCACGUACCAAGUUCGCCGCAUUACCCGCAGAGCAACGGAUGUAUCGAAGCGGCGGUGAAAAUUGCUAAAAACAUUUUGAAAAAGUCAGACGACAUAAACUUAGGCCUUCUGGCGUAUCGGACGACACCUCUUGAGAAUGGAUUUUCCCCGGCCGAGCUCAUGUUCUCACGGAAAAUCCGCUCUUCGCUGCCUGUUGUUCCUGAUCAGUUGGGAUCGUUCCGGAUGCACGAGGAGGUCGUUAAGAGGGAAAUGGCAGGCAAGGAGAAGCAAGCCGGGAAUUAG
Ceratina calcarata is the source of this 1035-nucleotide messenger RNA. RefSeq lists its product as uncharacterized. Gene Ontology annotation, molecular function: nucleic acid binding. NCBI's taxonomy places the organism in Eukaryota, Metazoa, Arthropoda, Insecta, Hymenoptera, Apidae. Bases 1 to 1035 code for a protein of 344 amino acids. The transcript has a single exon. The record is from RefSeq and is a predicted model, not a curated record. Gene Ontology annotation, biological process: DNA integration.